Branchiostoma belcheri (Belcher's lancelet) is the source of this 1677-nucleotide messenger RNA. Its product is annotated as somatostatin receptor type 2-like. Gene Ontology annotation, cellular component: membrane; neuron projection. Gene Ontology annotation, molecular function: neuropeptide binding; G protein-coupled opioid receptor activity. The record is from RefSeq and is a predicted model, not a curated record. Gene Ontology annotation, biological process: neuropeptide signaling pathway. Lineage: Eukaryota; Metazoa; Chordata; Leptocardii; Amphioxiformes; Branchiostomatidae. The transcript is spliced from 2 exons. The coding region runs from base 113 to 1339 and encodes 408 amino acids.
UGUCCUUGGGCCAACGGUUCUAUCGUUCCGCACUUCCGCAGGCACUGCCGACCUGGGGCCAACAUUGCUGCGACAGUUCUUCGCUGAUUGUCUGUGAUCACCGACUAGCCUGAUGUUGUCAAACGUGAGCGAGAUGACCGUGAACGAGUCCUCGGGGAUCGGCAACGAGUCGGGCCCGCCGUGGUUCGGCCCCGCCUACCACCCCGUCAUCAUCCCCGUCGUGUACGGCGUCAUCUCCGUCAUCGGUCUGACGGGAAACUCUCUCGUCAUCUACGUCGUCAUGAAGUACGCCCGAGUCAAGUCAGUCACCUACCUGUACAUACUAAACCUGGCCCUGGCGGAUGAACUGUUCGUGUUACUCCUCCCCCUCAAUGCAGCCAGCAUCGGGCUGGAGACCUGGCCGUUCGGAACAGUGAUGUGUAAGAUAUCCCUGUACGUAGACACCUUGAACCAGUUCGUCAGUAUCUUCUGCCUGACGGUGCUGAGCGUGGACCGGUUCGUUGCCGUGGCGUGUCCCGUGAUUUCUGUCAACCGUCGUAACACCCGUAUGGCUCGGACAGUCAACAUCAGCGUGUGGGCCAUCUCACUGGUGGUCAGUUCCCCUACGGUCAUCUUCGCCACCGCGGACCCGGCCCCACUACACGAGUCCCACGAGAUCACGUGCAACCUGGACUGGCCUAAAAACGUGUCCCGUACCAUGGGCGAGGCGUGGGUCAUCUAUACCUUCACCCUGGGGUUUGCCGUGCCGCUGAUUAUCAUCGUCACGUGCUAUUCCCUCAUGACCAGACGGCUCUGCGACAGCGUGAAAGGCACCUCCGUCCAACGCAACCAGUCUCGCCGCCAUCGCGAGAAGGCCAUCAAGAAAGUCGAGCGCUUGGUGGCCGUGGUGGUGACGGUCUUCGUCAUCUGCUGGCUGCCGUUCUACAUCUUCCAGAUCGCCAACCUGUUCCACACAUUCGACAUGUGGGACCUGGAGACGGUUGCCGGCCUGUUCUACUUCACCAUCGCCCUGUCGUAUUCCAACAGCUGCUGCAACCCCGUCCUCUACGCCUUCUUCGACGAGAACUUCAAGAAGAGUUUCCAAGAAGCCCUGAAGAUCCGCCCCAAGAUCCGCUUCACCAAGCACCUCGCACCGAGCAACGCUUACAACACUUUCUAUUCACGCCGCACAGAGCUGGUGACCAUGACCGUGAAGUCCACAGUCCCGAUGACCACUGGAGAUACACGAAUGGACACGCUGAAGCUGCCCAACUGCGUGCCCACACCGGAGAUGUCCAAGCACUUUGGGCAGGAACAAGCCGGGCCGACCGGACGGAAACACGUCCAACAGCUAACGUAAACACGCUGCUUGUCAGCUCUGUUCUCCGAAAUAUUAGCUGUAGACGCGAAAAGGCGUCCAUGGGUUACCCAAAGCUGACAUAUUUUCGGCAGGUAGGUACUGCAGUAUUUCAAACGACGAAGAGUAUGAAAAUAUGGAUAAUUCUUACCACUGAUAAUAAAUAAUCAGCAUCAGAACGACAACACUCAAGCGCUUCACAGUACGAGGAACAUUCGUUUCAAAAUUUCAUUUUCCAGCUCUGAUACCUGACGAAAAAGUGUGACAACACACUUCUUAAUUACACAACAGCAACGAAGAAAAAUAACGGAGAAAUAACUAUCAGUUUAUAAAUCACCACA